AUGAUUGAUAAAGGUGUCCCGCAUGAACCAGCGGCUAAAGACGAGAUCAUCGAGAUUGCCAGCGACACGGAUGGCAUGGAAAAAAACCCCGCUAACGCCAUCGUUGUAGACGGCUCGGAUAUUGAGAAUUCCGACGAGUCCGACGUGGAGGUAGUGGACGAUAUGGAAGUGGAAGAUGUAGAUGAAAAUGGUGCUGCCCCACACAACCAAGGUCCUUUCCCUGACCCACUGAAGCCCGUUGGCAAUGAGAAAUACCCUUUGGCCAACGACCACGUGCAUCUUGCCAAACGAUUGAUGAAACCUCUCCUAGAUUAUCCUGUCAAAGAUGAGGCGCAUUAUACAUGGGAGAUCACCGACUGGAACGCCAUUAGACGCGAGGAAAAGGUUCGGGGUCCCCAGUUUGAGUGCGGAGGAUUCCGCUGGAAUGUUCUUUUGUUUCCCAGAGGAAGCAACGAUACGGUCUCUGUGUAUAUGGAACCUCACCCAAUUGUGGAGGCAGAUGGGACGCCUGAUCCCGCCUGGUAUGUGUGUGCACAGUUUGCACUAGAUAUCUGGAACCCACAGCAUCCAGAAUCACAUUACCCCAGUGGCCUGAGCCACCGUUUCAACAAGAGCGAGACAGAUUGGGGCUUUUCCUCAUUUAUUACCUCCAGAGACCUUGCUAGUCACACGAAGGUGAACCUUCCACAUCCCAUUUUAGAGAACAACAAACUCAAUAUCACGGGCUACGUACGUGUCAUUGAUGACUCUUCCACUGGAGUGUUGUGGCACAAUUUUGUGGACUACGACUCCAAGGCCAAUACAAGCUACGUGGGCUUGAACAACCAAGGUGCCACCUGCUAUCUCAACUCAUUGUUGCAGUCAUACUACACUACCAGAGUCUUCCGUGAUCUUGUUUGCCAGAUCCCUACCGAUACUCUGGGAGAUAAGUCUGCAAACAACAAAGCUGUGGCAUUGGCUUUGCAAAGAAUAUUUUACCAUUUGCAGCUGUCGAAGGAGCCUGUGGGAACGUUAGAAUUAACAAAGUCAUUUGGCUGGGACUCCAGUGACGCUUUUACUCAACACGAUGUCCAGGAGUUGAAUCGUGUACUCAUGGACAGAUUGGAACUGGCUAUGAAAGGCACCAAAAUCGAGAAGAAACUCAAUGACGUGUUUGUGGGAAAGAUGAAGUCUUACAUCAAGUGUGUGAAUGUCCCUUACGAAUCUUCAAGAGAAGAAGAGUUCUGGGACAUUCAGUUGAAUGUUAAGGGCUUCAAAAACUUGCAAGAGUCUUUUGAGAACUACAUUGAAGUGGAAAUGCUUGAUGGUGAAAACAAGUACCAAGCUGGUGAGCUGUAUGGAUAUCAAGACGCCAAGAAAGGUGUGGUUUUCGAGUCUUUUCCACCUGUCUUGCAUUUGCAGUUGAAGAGAUUCGAGUAUGAUUUCAUGGAGGACGAUCUUGUGAAGAUCGACGACUUGUAUGAGUUUCCUGACAAGAUCGAUCUCAGCCCAUAUUUGGAUGACGAUUUGCCACCAGAAGUUAAGAAUGAGAAUUGGAACUACAAGCUUCACGGCGUUUUGGUACACCAGGGUAGCAUUUCUAACGGUCACUACUAUGCAAUGAUCAAACCUGAAGCCGAAAGCUCAACUUGGUUAAGAUUCGAUGAUGACAAGGUCUGGAAGGCUACACCUACACAAGUCUUCCAAGAGAACUUUGGAGCAGCCGAAUUGUCUCCUAUCCAAUUGAGACAGCUCACUCGUUUGGAGCAGAACGAAUACUUCUUGAGAAGAGCAACUUCAGCCUAUAUGUUGGUGUACUACCGUGAAACUGAGUUACCUCAAGUUCUUCCCACUGAUUUAGCUCCUAUUCCAAGUCAUGUCGCAGAGCAAAUUGACAAGGAGCGCGAGGAACUUGCAAACUGGGAGAGGAUGAAACGGGAGGCUUUGUUCUACAUGAAUGUUAAGAUUUUUACUGUCGAUAACUUUGCCUACUACAAUGGCUUUGAUAUUUAUCCAGACCCUUCAAAGCCAAAAAUGUAUGACGCGAACGUCUUCGACAAGAGAGCUUACCCUACAAGCGUGAUUGUUAGGAAGGAAGCCAAAUUCUCCACUUUGUACAAGCUUGUGGCCAAGAAAUUGGGAUAUAUUGAAGGCGACUUUGAAGAAGAGAAAAUCGAGGACUUGAGUAUUGAAGAAGUCAAGGAUAAACAGGAAGAGGAAUCUGCUACGGUAGACGAGGAGGAUGAUCUUUCGCAUUAUCCUUUUAAGUUGGUCCCAGUCAAACAUCGCAACAAUAAGACAAAUAGGCCGGACAUUGCAGUUCCUAAUGAUUUGGCCGCUUCCUCCAUUACCCAAGUCUACACUAAAUGCUUUAAGAGAAAGUACGACGAGAUGGUGUUCUUUGUUGAAGAGCCCAGGAAAGAAUUGUCCCAUAUUGCCUCUUCUGGUAACAUAUCGGCCCCAGAGUCAUUCGAUUUUGACGCAACGGCCGAUAGAAUCACUUCAAAUUCUAUCGAAUUCACUCCUGCUGAUUUCAAUGAGAAUAAUAUACACUUGUUUAUCAAGUACUUUGAUCCUGUCACCGAUGAAGUGAGAGGUCUUACUUAUUUUGCAGUUCCAAAAGAUACGGUUGUCUCUAAUCUUCUGGCACCAAUCAACCAGUUGCUUCAGUUUGAUCCUAAAACUCCUCUUGAAUUCUUCGAGGAAGUUUCACAAUCUAGAAUCGAACCAGUGGAUCCAGAGUUAACACUUGAAAAGAAUGAGCUCAGUUCGGGGGAUAUCUUGACUGUCCAACUCGCUGAAGUGGAAUCUGCCGCUUUUGGCAAGAAGUUUGGUAACGCAAAUGACUUCUACAAGUUUUUACUCACUAGGUUGCAUAUUCAUGUUAAACCUUGCAAGACGAAAGACGACGAAGAAGAUAGUGAUUUUGUCAAAGAAGAAAAGGCCGACUCUGUUAACAACGUGGAAAACGCGAAUCCUGAAGCAACAGAGGAAAAAGAAAUUGAGCUUGCUAAGGAGAUGAGCAGAUCUUUCGAUUUAUGGGUUUCAACUGAUUAUUCUUACCAAGAAUUAGCAAAUGAAAUUGCUCAAAAAUUGGGUGAUGAUACCAAUCCAGCAUAUUUGCGUCUUUUUGUCGUUAACUCACAUGGAACCAGAUUCCCCUUGUCAUCCACCCUGAAUUUGUCACAGGUUUUUACGAAGCAAGUGGCGGUGUCUUCUAUUACUCAAUUCGAGUACGAGAUUCUCAAUAUUACUUUGAAAGAGUACGAGAAUAUGAAGUCCAUCAAAAUCUACUGGCUCAACAGUAUUCUCCAGUCACAUUUGCUUGACUUGUUGGUUCCAAAAUCGAGUACCGUUGCGGAAGUUAUCAAGAAGUUGAUUCACAAACUCGAAGUUCCCAAGGAACACUGGAGUAACUUGCUUGUAUGGGCAGGCCAAGAGAACAAAUAUGCUGACCUUAUCAAGUUUGAUAAGCCCAUUGAUGAAAUUAAUGACCAGUACGAAAUUUAUUGUGGAUAUUUCCCAGCUGAAGUCGAGAUCUUAUCCAGCCACGACAUCUUUAAAAGAUUCGACGAGAACUACAUCUCGGCUAGUGAUAUCGAGGAUGAAGUAUUGAGGAAGGAGUUUGAGAAGGCGCAGCAAUACUCCAAGCUGUUGAACAUUAUUCCUGUUUUUCACUUCUACAAGACUACUUCAUAUGUCCACAGUAAGCCGUUCGUGUUUGCAGUGUACCCAGAUGAGUCAACACAGGAGACUAAAGAAAGAUUGAGAAAAAAGUUAGGCCUUGGAUUGCAAGCCUUUGACAAGAUAAAGAUUGCAUUAGCUGAUAUGAAUGAUAAGGGCAGGUACCUUGAUUUUGAGAAACCAGGGGUGAGUUUGUUCGAGGAGGUGACCAAGUUCGACGCACAUGUGUCACUUGCGUUAGACCACCCAGAUAGAAACCCCCGUCGUGCCAAUCCAUUUGACAAGGGUAUUUCCAUCCGUUGA
Sungouiella intermedia is the source of this 3966-nucleotide messenger RNA. The record is from the annotation of a GenBank genome assembly. NCBI's taxonomy places the organism in Eukaryota, Fungi, Ascomycota, Pichiomycetes, Serinales, Metschnikowiaceae.